GAAUCACUAAAUUACGUUUCAAGCCAGCAUAUAACCCUUACACUGAACCAAGUAUGGAAGUCUUUAGCUACCAUGAAGGUUUAAAAAAAUGGGUCGAAGUUGGUAAUUCAGGAGUCUUCCGACCAGAAAUGCUUCUGCCAAUGGGUUUGCCUGAAGGGGUAUCUGUCAUUGCUUGGGGACUCUCUCUAGAAAGGCCAACGAUGAUCAAAUAUGGGAUUAAUAAUAUCCGAGAAUUGGUGGGACACAAAGUGAAUCUGCAGAUGGUAUAUGACAGUCCUAUAUGCAGGCUAGACUCAUGAUGAAUUGGUCCGCAUGGAAUGGAAGCUCUAACUUGUAAUGUUUUCUUCUUAUGGGAACAUGUUAAAAAUCUAAACUCCUAAAAUAUUUAUUUUCAUUCAUAGUGUAAAACAAAAUACAUGCAAACUGAUCAUUUCUGACUUUGGUAAAAUGUUGAAAUACUAAAAGCCUGAUGUAUUUUAUGCAACUUCCCCUCUUGCAUACAAUUUGCUCCUUCGUCAGUGAGCCCAUUUAAAUAGGUUUGUAUUAGGACCUUUUUUAUGUUUAUCUCCUUUUUGGUUUCUUUUUAAACUUGAUAAUUAGAAUGACAUCCUUUUAUUAUAGUAUUAAGUACAUACUAUAAUACAUAGAGUAAAGGGAGAACACAGGACAAUGGACAAUUUGAAAGUUAAUUUUAGUAAGCAAUAUAAAUGGACAGUAAAGUCAAAAUUAAUCGCGAUUCAGAUAGGGCAUGCAAUUUUAAACAAUUAUCCAGUUUACGGCUAUUAUCACAUUUUGCUUUGUUCUCUCUGUUUCCUUUGUUGAAUAGUAAACCUAGAUAUGCACGGUUUGCAACUAUGUAUGGCAUUGCUUUAAACAUUGUUGUAAAUAGGCAUGCACAUUGCUUAGUUAUUCGGCAUUCGUUUAAAAAACAAAUGCAAAAUAUUGCCGCGGGCAUCAGAUUUUUUUUAGUGCAAAUCCAGUUAUUUGUGUGAUGCACAUUAACACUUAUAAAUAACAAAAUAAUGCACAUGCCUAGUUGCAAUCACUGCUGGCAGAUGUCUAAAGACGCGCACACUUCUGAGCUCUCCUUGGAGCUUUAACAAUCGGUACCAAGAGAACUAAGCAAAAUUGAUAACAGAAGUAAAUUGGAAUGUUGUUUAAAAUGUAAUGCGUUAUCUAAUCCAUUUGUUAAAUUUUAAUUUUUCUGUCCCUUUUAAAAUAAAAAGAUGCAUUAAUAAAAAUGAAGCUGUUUAUUUUUGCCAUACUGAGGAAAAUAGAACAAUGAAAAACAUAUGUUUAGAAUGUCAGUGAAGACUUAGCUAAAUACAGCUCACAAAGGGUUCAUUCCUGUUAAGCUGUUGGCUAUUGCAGCUUUUUCUAGCAGUAAAGAUGUUGAAGGGACAGUAAUUACAAGACAUUUCUCUUGUGUUGCUAUAAAAUAACAGCCAAGUAUAAACGUCUUUAAAACAAAUUAACCCUUUCGGGAAGGAGGCAACUUUUUAACUUCGAAACGUAAGCAUCCGUCCAAAAAGGAUGUCAAAUGAUUGUAACUGCAAUCAUGUGACUCCAAACUCUGCUGAUUGGCUCCUGGGGGACUUCCUGUGGUGCUAGACACAUCACCUAGUGGGAUCAACAGGAGCUUUCACAAGGAGGGAAGCAGGAUGUCGCAAAAGUUAGGAUAUUCCAUGCUGUUCUAAAGGCGUUAAAGCCCAGCGCUUUUAGGACGGCAUGGAACGUCCUAACGGCAUCUAGGGGUUUUAACAGCAUUUUUACUGCAAUUAUUUAUCAAAAGCCAAACUCCAUCCACCAUUUGUGUUAUUUGAAGGAGCCAAUCUGGAUUUUAGUCCACAGACAACAAGGCUAGCCCGGGCUAUAAUGUUAGUAGAAAGUGCAUUGUUUUGCAAUUGUUAUCAGUUAAACCCUAUUGGGGACAGAUAUGUAUAAAAAUGGACAUGCAUGGAAGGUUUUUUCCAGCUUCUGUUCUAUCUCAUGGAGUGCUGUUCUUUCAUUGUGUUUUAUUGGGGACAGAUAUGUAGCAGGGUUAUCUUAAAAGUCAGCAGGGUGCCGUUUAAAUUACGGGAAUUAGAAAUUGCUCAAUUUUCAGAGCUAAAUUACAUAAAUAUGGUGCAAAAUAAUAAUGAAAAUAUAUUGCAGGGUUGCUGCAUUAUGCAUAACUGAACAUUUUAUAGAAAUCUCAAUGUGUUUAACCUUAAUGACAGCAUCAUUUUGAAUUGACACUAGUAGGUUAACAGCAGGAUUUUCUGAUUAAACUUCAUUUUAAUACCAACAAUCUUCCAUAUUGGCCUGCUUAACUUAUCAUGAUGACUGAUAUUGCUCCAAUUAUGUAUUCACUAGAUUUCUGCUGACUGCACUGUAUAACCCUUCACAUGUACCAUCCAAGACAUUUUAUUACUGAGUGAGCAGCUGCUAUAGUUCAUAUCACUGUUCCAUAUAAGGUCCUUAUUUGCCUCAUAUAAACCUUUCUGUUUAGAAACGUUUUUUCACUGCAGACUGCAGUAGGAUAAACAAACAUCUGUUUUUGUUAGCCUGGAUAUUGAGUACAUCUCCCUCUUCUGCAUUACGUGACCUGUAUACUGACCGCUUCACUCUAGAUUGCACAGAUGGGACUUGUUCCCUUUUUCUACCCAUCAUAUUAACCAAGUAUUCUCUCAUUUGUAACUGUUCUAACACAAUAAAAACUGUUAUUAAAGGGAAACAGACCCCGGCCAGCAUUCUCUUGCAUUUACUUGUACUGUUCAUAAAGUAAUAACAAAACUGAAUAUACUGCUGGUCAUUGCUUUUAUUUUGUAGACAAAUUGAGCUAAUGAUAACUGAUUUAUUACUGUGUAGCAUAUUUAGUAAAUAUGUAUGUUAUGUAUAAACACUCCCAUUGGUAAUACAUUAAAGUAACAUGAAACUAUA
Messenger RNA from Bombina bombina (fire-bellied toad), 2922 nucleotides. RefSeq names its product phenylalanine--tRNA ligase alpha subunit-like. Lineage: Eukaryota; Metazoa; Chordata; Amphibia; Anura; Bombinatoridae. Gene Ontology annotation, molecular function: tRNA binding; ATP binding; phenylalanine-tRNA ligase activity. The annotation marks the transcript as partial. Gene Ontology annotation, biological process: phenylalanyl-tRNA aminoacylation. The record is from RefSeq and is a predicted model, not a curated record. Gene Ontology annotation, cellular component: cytosol; cytoplasm; phenylalanine-tRNA ligase complex. The transcript has 3 exons.